AUGAAAGUUUUAUUUACUUUUUUCUUAUGUGCAAUCAGUGUUCUGCCGACGUUAGUCAAUGGACUUCAAUGCUAUAGCUGCGAAGUAUGUGCCAACCCAUUCAAUGCAAAUGGUGCAGUUAUAGUUUCAUCAAACGCUACGGGUGACUUCUGUUAUAAAAUAAGCGCUUCUGUAGCUACUAGCCGAGGAAUUGUGCCCACUUGUGUAACUGCAAAUGUACUCGGUGUUGGUACUUGGUGUUGCAAUACUAAUUUAUGCAAUGCAGGACAAUCGAUUGUUCCUAUGGAUUUUAAAAUAAUUAUUCUUGCAUUUCUAAUCUGCAUCGGACUAAUGAAAAUGUUUUAA
This is a messenger RNA of Rotaria socialis, 345 nucleotides long. The record is from the annotation of a GenBank genome assembly. Lineage: Eukaryota; Metazoa; Rotifera; Eurotatoria; Philodinida; Philodinidae.